This is a messenger RNA of Pecten maximus, 5121 nucleotides long. RefSeq names its product fibroblast growth factor receptor 4-like. Gene Ontology annotation, cellular component: signaling receptor complex. Bases 75 to 2405 code for a protein of 776 amino acids. Lineage: Eukaryota; Metazoa; Mollusca; Bivalvia; Pectinida; Pectinidae. The record is from RefSeq and is a predicted model, not a curated record. Gene Ontology annotation, molecular function: ATP binding; transmembrane receptor protein tyrosine kinase activity. The transcript has 14 exons. Gene Ontology annotation, biological process: protein phosphorylation; positive regulation of kinase activity; cell surface receptor protein tyrosine kinase signaling pathway.
AAGUGUUGACUGACUCGUCGCAGCUUCACCAACAAGAGCUUCAGGCCGGAGGAUGUAACAAAGCUCGGGACACAAUGUUGAUACAGUACCUGUUCGUUCUCAUUCUGCCGGUUGCUGCAGGAAAACUGGAACUGACUGCCCCGAAGAAUGUGGCGGGCUAUAUAGGAUUCAACCGUUCGUUUUCCUGUAACAUUUUAGACGAUGGCCAACAGAUGCUGGACCUACGUGAUGUCAUUGAGCCUUACACCGUUGACUGGUUCUUCACACCUCUGGGCCAGGACAUCUCACAGUCUAUAAAAAUCCUUAAUUUGACAAGUGACGGAUCAUCAUAUCCCCGACUGUCAUGGACGUCUGAUGCUUAUAAAUAUGGGACAAGCUCGGGGAUAGAGUUGAUCGUGUUCCACCUACAAGUUGGAGACAGUGUCCACAUCAGUGAUGCAGGCACCUACUCCUGUGUCAUGGAGGGCUCGGGCUCCAUGGGUGCUGCUGAACUGUUCGUCAUUGAUUCCUUGGGAUGUAUGAACCUGAAGAACCCACUGAACUUCGUGAAUCAGGAACAGGCUCAGUUUGAAUGUCAUGUUAAAUACCGGGGCAGUGAACCUCCCACAUUGUCAUGGCGACAUGGCAAUAAACAUCUUAACCAGACGACAGUGGAACACAAUUCAACAUAUGUGGUAUCAACAAUGUCUUUCCUGGCGACAUACGAGGACGACGGCCAUGUUUACUACUGUCACAUCGAAUAUCCUCAAAUCUUCUCAUCAUACUGUUCUACAUCGCCUCCACUCAAGGUUUACUCUCCUGUACACCUUAUGUCUGUUGAGGUGACGCCAGUCAUGGACAAAAAUAAUUACAAGUCGGGAACGGACAUCCGACUAAUGUGUCGAGCUAAAGGUGACCCCUCACCUCAGUACCACUGGAUGUUCACACCGAAGAAUUUGAGUCGACCUGCCCUGGAUGUGUCACACAUCAAUAGAUACACAAUCCGUAAUGCCCAGCCAUCCAACGCAGGCACCUACGCAUGUACGGUCACAAACGUCAUCAAUGGUACCAAGUUCCAGAAGACGAAGCUCGUUAUGAUUAACGUCUUCAUCGUUGAGACUUCCCCAUCCAUUGGCUACCGAUACUUCAUCGCACACCAGGGCAGCGACUCACGGUCGUCUUAUGACCAACGGAACUCCAAGAAGGAAAAUGGAAGUAAAGUCAUCAAACCAGAGAUUACACCAUACGCUGCUGGUGCCAUGGCUACAGCUGGACUUGCCGUGAUUCUCAUCAUUGUCUUCAUAUUCCUGGCCAUGAAGUUUAAGGUGCGGGAUAAGAAGUUGAAGGAACGAUUCUCGCGAAUGCAUGAUGAACUGAUGGAUGAUCAGGAGGUGGAACUUCUCGAUGAGAAUAUUCAGCCAAGAGGCUCAGACGAGCCAACCCAGUACAGUCAGCUGAGACAGUGUUGGGAGAUACCGAGGAAAGACAUUCGUCAGACGGAGCUCUUGGCCCGUGGUGUCUUCGUCGAAGUAUGGAAAGGACGCAUCAGAAAAUUUCCAGACAGAGACGAGGUUAUCAGGGUGGCCGUCAAGAAACUUCUGCCUGAGGCAACAGAGAAGGGACGCAAGUUUUUCCUCGCUGAGAUGGAGGUUGCCAAGGUUUUACAGACGAACAUCAAUGUUAUACAGCUGAUUGGUUGUUAUACUCUCCAUGAGCCGUGGCUUUUAAUGUUGGAGUAUGCAUCCGAGGGAACUCUCUACAGUUUCCUACAGAGGUGUCGACCUGGCGCCCAGAGGGUAGAGAUCACAACGUCCUCCUCCAAGUCGUCAGCACGACUCAAAAACCACAAAGUCGAUGCCCAUAAAAUGUUAGCCAUGUCGGCCCAGAUUGUUAAUGGACUACAGCAUAUCACUAAGUUCAAGUUGGUGUGCUAUAGACUACGCUCAGCCAGUGUUUUGGUGGCGAAGGGUGCUGUCUGUAAACUGUCAGGGUUUGGUUUUCCUCAGGACGUCACAGAGCGGAACCAGUAUGAGGCAGAUUCCUUACCGAUCCGCUGGAUGUCCCCGGAGUCACUAUCACAUAAUAUGUACAGUACCCAGUCAGAUACCUGGUCGCUAGGUGUAGUUAUGUGGGAAAUACUACACUUCGGAGCCACACCUUACCCAGCAUUCGGCCAAGAUGAGCUGGCGGACAAAGUGAUAGACGGAUAUCGCCUUCCUCCUCCACCCCACUGUAGUGACCAGCUGUAUGCAGUGAUGAGUGGUUGCUGGAACACGCUGCCAGAGAAUCGUCCAGACUACGCAACUAUUAUGGCCGACCUUACAAACCUGGCCCUGGAGGACUCUGCCCAUAUCUGUCUGGACAAACUCCCUAGUUUUGCCAAGGCUCCAGAACAGUACAGUGGAGAGGACUCGGACAGUCUCUAAAUACAGCAAACUUGACCACCCUGAACAUUCCUUUACAUAUACUCCUAAAGCUGUAUAAUGGUGUCAGUACAGUGGAGAGGACUCGGACAGUCUCUAAAUCCUACAAACUUGACCACCCUGAACAUUCCUUUACAUACUGCUAUAGCUGUAUAACGGUGUCAGUCGCCAGUGUUAGCUUCGAAUGUAGAGACAUCGUCUAGAUGUCUUGUAGUCAGGUGUUGGGUUACCGAGCAUGAACAAUAACGAUGAGUUUACCUUGUUGUUGAGAUAUGAGUUUGGUAACUAAGUUUAUCUGUAGGAAACCGUUAUCAGUUGGUGAAACCAUCCAGCAAAACAGCAAGGUGUAAUGGCUCAUAGGUAAGGGAUCCGUAGGUCAUGUGGGAACAGAUUAAAGUUCCUUAUUUGUCCUUUCUAUCCCAAUGGACCCAAGAUAACAAUUCUAUUUUAUACAUCUCCACUUCAAUACAAAACAUUGUGUAUAAGGCUAGGUCAGUGUCAUUGUUUUGUCAACUCACACAUUGUUAGACCAUUGUAUGGAGAAAAUAUUUUGUCAACUCACACAUUGUUAGACCAUUGUAUGGAGAAAAUAUUUAGGUGAUGUAAUCUAGGCAUAUUAUUUCACUGAUGAUAAAAUUAGAUAUAUGCUGCAAAUUUCAGGGAAUAAUUCAUAUUAAGGUACUUAUACCUGGGAAUUUUACAAUGUUAAUUAAGUGGCAUUUUCAUGUUCAUGAUCAACUGUAAUAUGGUUCAUGAACAAAAUGUUCAAACUUUGACACAUGUAAAUAAAAAAGUAUACUUUUUAAAAUGUCACACAUUCGUUCUUAUAUAAAAAUUCAUAUCCUCUCAAUUAUCCAAGCACCAUUCUAAAAUGUCAAACAUUCGUUCUGAUGUAAAAAUUCAUAUCCUCUCAAUUAUCCGGGCACCACUCACACAUUUUUUCACUUUGAUAGAUUCAAUAAUGACGAUGUUGUGUUACAUUUCACACCUUCAGUAUACAUUCCGUAUAUAUAUUUAUACUGGACUGUUGGUUACCAUGGUAUUUCUAUUGUCACGGUUGUCUCUCAUCACAGUAAACCUCAUGUUGGCUGUAGAUAAAGUUCACUUUUUCAAUACAUUUUGCCAAGUUUCAAUAUACACCUCACAUCUUGCUGGAAUUGCUGGUAUUGUUUGUUUCAAUGAAACUUAUUCUAGCAGAUUUUAUUCAUGAUAACAGUCAUAUUGACUGCUUUCCAUCGUGGUUGGAGACAGUCACGAAAGUUUGUGGAAGCUCUGUCCAGAUUCUGAGAAUUAUACCUAGAGGAGUAAGAUGUCUAAUUUUCUGGGUAACUUAGUGAGUCUAGGAAGAGCAUUAUUUAAUUUCUAAAGCUUUGUAUCAUUUAUUCUCAUAUUGAUAAUUGUUUGCUUUCCUACGGUUUAACUACUAAUCAAGCAUUAAAUGUAGUUGUCUACUUUAAUUUUGAUUGUAUGUAUAUUUAUGAUAUUUGUAUUGAUAAAUGAUUAAAUUUAAUUACUCAUCGUGUAAGAUUACUCAUUCGCGUGUAACGGAGAUAACCAGUCCCAACUGUUGGAGAUGGCCAGUCUCGUUUAAGGAAUAACCAGUCCCACCUAAGAGAGACAACUAGUGUUAUCUAAGGGGAAUAACCAGUCUCAAUAAGGGACAUAACUAGUGUCACCUAAGGGAAAUAACCAGUAUUGUAUAAGGGAGAUCACUAGUCUCAUGUAAGGGAGAUAAUCAGUCUCGUGUAAGGGAGAUAAUCAGUCUCGUGUAAGGGAAAUAAUCUGUCUCGUGUAAGGGAGAUAAGCUGUCUUGUGUAAGGGAGAUAAUCUGUCUUGUGUAAGGGUGAUAAUCAUUCUCAUGUAAGGGAGAUAAUCAUUCUCAUGUAAGGGAGAUAAUCUGUCUUGUGUAAGGGAGAUAAUCUGUCUCGUGUAAGGGAGAUAAUCUGUCUCACUGUUCUGUAUGAUCCAGUGCUUUGUAUCUAUGUAUGAACAGAUGCCCAUGAAUGAUUCCAUAUCGAACGGCAAAAACAGUGCACUGUUGUAUCAGUGUAACUACAAUCAAUUAUUCUUUGUUUCUAACAAGGGUAUGUGGUCUAAAUUAUGAAAAAUUAUACUACAAUAGUUAUGUUUAUAGAAGAGUACCAAUCUGUCUCCUAAAACACUGUGUGGAUAUCUAUUCGGGUAACUAGAUCACCAUAUCGGUGAAAGUUUUCAGCAUUAAUACAGUUCAGCAGCAGCUUUUUUUCUGUAUUUCUGUAUCAUCACCACAUGGAUAAUCAUAUUUUAAAUUCAAUAUUAUCAUACUUGAGGAUUUUACAAGUACUUAAUGAAACAUAAUGCAUAAUGAUGUUUAUCUCUAACAAAUUUCAAUUCAACAUUUUAUAUAUCCGUCCAACCACUGGUGUAAAAUGUUCAUAAACAUUCUUUGUGUUCGUCAUAUUAACACAUGUGAAGAAAGGAAAUCUAGAGCUUGUGUAUUGUUUGAACGACCGUAAGAAAUAUGCUUCGAUUAACAAAAUGUUGAAAUAGUGAAUUGAAGAUUUUUUGAAAAAUUAAGCUGGAGUCUUGGUUUUAGUGCUGUAUCCAUUAGGAACAUGUACAUUUUUAACAUUGUGAAGUUUGAGAAUUCUUUGUCCAUUUUGUGUGUGGUACUAAUCAUGUACAGCUCAUACUUUCCCAGACAAUAUUAAAUGAGUGUUAGCAACACAAUAACUUGUAG